Molecule: messenger RNA, 1899 nt
Organism: Penicillium verhagenii
Lineage: Eukaryota; Fungi; Ascomycota; Eurotiomycetes; Eurotiales; Aspergillaceae
Product: putative very-long-chain acyl-CoA synthetase family protein (CefD1)
Exons: 4
Coding region: 1-1899 (632 amino acids)
Molecular function (GO): long-chain fatty acid-CoA ligase activity; long-chain fatty acid transmembrane transporter activity
Source: RefSeq, a predicted model, not a curated record
AUGGAACUCGGUACCGCUAUAGCUGCCCUCGCCGGGGGUACAACCCUGGCAGCUUAUCUCGAUGCCAAAUUUCACCUACGCAAAGACACGCGAGCUGUGAUCGCUGUGAGAGGGGCGGAACGUGCCUUUGCGCGAGCAACCUCCGAUGGUCAACUCAAUGCUUGGUUCGUCUUUGUGGAGACGGCAAAGAAAUAUCCUGACACGAUUGCAAUUUGGACUCGAGAACGGACUUAUACAUACCGUGAUGUUCACGAAAUGGCAUGUCAAUAUGCCCAUUACUUCCUAUCUGAGGGAGUGAAGAAGGGUGACCUAGUUGCCUUCUACCUCCAGAACCGUGCAGAGUUUUUGAUCGGGUGGUUUGCUCUCUGGAGCAUCGGAUGUGCACCUGCUGCAAUCAAUUACAACCUCUCUGGGGAUGCAUUGAUUCACUGCCUGAAGAUAAGCGGCGCUACUCUCGUUUUGGCAGAUGAGGACCCAACUUGUCAUUCGAAUAUCGAAGAUUGCCGGACUACCCUCACUACUGAACUUGGUAUAAAACCUGUAACGCUAGACGACUCGCUCAGGCACCACAUCAGCACCUUUUCCACCGCACAUCCACCCGCGGAGAGGGCGUUGAAUGUCGAGACAGACUACCCUUCAAUUCUACUCUAUACAUCCGGUACAACUGGGAUGCCCAAGGCCACCGCAUUUACUACAGGCCGGAUGCACAGGGGCUUCAGUUUGCGAUCUAUAGGAGUUGGUGAUAUUCCAGGGCCCAAUGGCGACCGUUGGUACAGUUGCAUGCCAUUGUAUCACGGCACCGCGGCCAUUUGCGUCGGAACAGCUCUAGCACUUGGAGUGAGUGUUGCACUGGCCCCGAAAUUCAGUGUUCGCAACUUCUGGACCGACAUCCGUGACUCCGAUUCUACCUUAUUCGUCUAUGUGGGAGAGACCGCUCGCUAUCUAUUAGCGCCUCCGCCCUCUCCCCAGGACCGCAACCACAAAGUAAGAGGCAUGUAUGGCAAUGGUCUUCGCCCUGAUGUAUGGGACAAAUUCCGAGACCGAUUCGGCAUCCCUGAAAUCCUCGAGUUCUUCAGCAGCAGCGAAGGUGUUUUUAAUCUGCUAAAUCGCAAUGUCGGCCCCUUCACUUCUGGGUGUGUGGGUCACCAUGGUUUGCUGCUGCGCGGCCUUUUCCGCAACAUCUUCGUCCCUGUAUCUAUUGACUCAGAGACCGGCGAGGUCCUCCGUGACAGCAAAACGGGAUUCGCUAUCCGUCCAACUUUGGAGGAAGGUGGCGAGAUUUUGGUCAAUAUUCCCAAUGAGCAGGCUUUCCAGGGGUACUGGAAAAAUGUGUCAGCCACAGAGAAGAAAUUCUUACGCGAUGUUUUCGUUAAGGGUGAUCUGUAUUACCGGUCGGGUGAUGCCCUCCGUCGUGACAAUGAUGGUCGUUGGUACUUUGUAGAUCGGCUUGGUGAUACAUUCCGCUGGAAGAGUGAGAACGUUUCAACAGCAGAGGUGGCUGAAGUUCUGGGACGAUUCCCCGGCAUUCAGGAGGCUAAUGUUUAUGGUGUCCUCGUUCCAAACCACGAAGGUCGCGCUGGCUGUGCAGCACUUCAGAUCAGCCCCGAAGCCAGGCAUAGUCUGGACUUUGCGGAGCUUGCUCGCUUCGUUCGUUCCAAGCUACCGCGUUAUGCUGUUCCCGUUUUCUUGCGCGUGGUCCAGGACUCUACCCACAUUCACAAUAACAAACAGAACAAAGUGCCGCUUCGAGAUGAAGGUGUCGAUCCUGCCUUGAUUGGCACCAAGGCACCGGAUGGAAAGGAUGAUCGGUUCUUGUGGCUUGCUCCCGGUGAGGAGGCAUAUGUACCAUUCGGAGAAAGGGAAUGGGAACGUCUGACGAGUGGAGGCGCUCGCCUGUAA